AUGUUGGUGAGCGACUCAGACAUCGGGGUGGAGGUCCGUCUGAUUCUCAGCUACCACCAAGCUCACUCGUUGAACCGAACCGACGGAGCAGUGGUGAAGUGGUGCUCGGCAGCUUCUGCUCUGCUCAUAGUCACAAGGUGGACGGAGGGCCUUCUGCUUUGGCGUUUCCAGCUUGGUGUGGAGUCACGUUAUCGUGAUGACGAAGCACUCGUGAAGGUCACGACCAAGCUCGACCACGUGCUGAUGCACAUUCGAGUGUGCCUUGCUGAUAUGGUUUUGCUACGGGUUAGCAGCAGCCGCAGCGAGGGAAGCAGUAACAGCAGCUAA
This is a messenger RNA of Peronospora matthiolae, 327 nucleotides long. The record is from the annotation of a GenBank genome assembly. NCBI's taxonomy places the organism in Eukaryota, Oomycota, Peronosporomycetes, Peronosporales, Peronosporaceae.